CGCAUUCAUUGUCGUUAUUGUUAUUCUAUAUAUAAAUGUUUUCUUAACUUUCUGUACAAUUAUAUCCAUUGCCACCGACCUCUCAAACCACACAAUCGCCGACAAACACCAACAAAUCACUUGACAAUUGAAUCGUUCAUAAUAUUGUUGUAUAUUAUUUUGAAUGCAACACAACAUACAAAUGAAAUAUCGAUUUUAUGAACGCAAUCACAAAAUGCCCUUUUGUUUGGCUUAACAAUUGGCGACAAAACCCCACAAAUACUUAUAUAUUAUUUAAUGUAUAAUUUGUUUGUAUAUACCUUUCGCACACAAAUAUCACACACGAAAAACAAUUGCCAUUAUAUGGUGUAUACAACUGAAUGGAUACACAGAAUAAGAUAAUUGAGUUUCAAAGCGAUCGCAUCGAAGAACUGGAGGAAGCGCUGAGAGAAAGCGUUAGAAUAACCGCUCAUAAGGAGUACGAAAUGGAGGGAAAGGAUCUCUGCCUUCAGAGGGCUGAACAACAAGUCGAGAAACUGAUGAGUGACAUGCGAGCCAUGAAUAAGGUGGCCAACGCCACGUGCACUAACUGUCCGCAACUGAAAGUAUAUUUGGAUCAAAUUGAGGGCAGACUUAAGAAACUUCUGGUUGAGCGUAAUCAACACCUCAACGAGAUGUUUGACAUGAAACUGGAGGGUCUGUCGGCGGCAAUCAGUGAAAAAGACGCCCAUUUGGCGCAACUGGAGAUGUGUGGCAUCAGAAACGCUGAUAACGCCAGAGAAGCCGAUAGACUGAGGGCUCAGAAGACAAUUCUGGUCGACAGGUUAAAGUUGGAGAAUGAAAAUCGUGUAAAACUUUUAUACGACACCAAAGAGAUCUUAAUGGAGAUCCAGAGGACGACUCCUACUAAUAAUACGAGUCAUAAUAAUAGUCACAAUAAAAGUAAUCAUAGGACGAGAGAACAGCACAAGAUCUCACUAUAAAUUCCAGUCUAUUGUCUAUUGUCUCAUAAAUAUUUGGAUUAUCGGAAUAUCUUACUAUUGCUUAUACAAUACAACAUCAAUAAUAUUGGCGACAAUAAUAUUAUUGUAAAAAUUCUAAUGAGAAGUAUAUCCAUGGAUUCGUAC
Oppiella nova is the source of this 1106-nucleotide messenger RNA. Lineage: Eukaryota; Metazoa; Arthropoda; Arachnida; Sarcoptiformes; Oppiidae. The record is from the annotation of a GenBank genome assembly.